This is a messenger RNA of Pyricularia pennisetigena, 1326 nucleotides long. RefSeq lists its product as uncharacterized. The transcript is spliced from 3 exons. NCBI's taxonomy places the organism in Eukaryota, Fungi, Ascomycota, Sordariomycetes, Magnaporthales, Pyriculariaceae. Bases 1 to 1326 code for a protein of 441 amino acids. The record is from RefSeq and is a predicted model, not a curated record.
AUGGGUCUCCCUUUGUACAUCGCCCCGGUCGAAUCAGACGUUCCUCUCAGAUCCGCUCCCAAAAGCCCACCUGCACAUCCGCGAUCAGCCAUUCGCCGACGCAGACACGAUGUGUCAGGUGUCGAGGCGCGCCGGCGCGCCGGCUUAGCUGCACAUAUCGCCGCAGUCCACGACUACGCAUUCGGGCCUUCACAACGUUGGGUUGCCAGAAGAGGAGGCCGCCUUGCGACACCGCCCAGAGAAAACACCGCUGCUGCUACCGCUGGCCACACUACUAUGGAUUCUACGGCCGACACACAGCCACUUGACGCAGACCAGUGGAGAGCUGCCACUCGCAGGUUCAGAGAGCCUUCCAACCCCCCGUCACGAAGGUCGACUGGUUUAGACGACCGGGCGGCAUCUGCAAUGGCCGAGCGAUGGGCCAACCUUCAUACACGCGCAAGCCCAGACCUGGCCGCCCGUGUGCAGGCGCUCCGCACUGCGGUGGACAGCGCGCAUCGGAGCGUACGAAGCCCCAGAGACGGUCUGUCACGUUUUGCCCGGUCCCGAACAUCGCGUUCGCGUGACGAGAGUUUGGAACUACCACCCAUAAGACAGGAGGUGCGAGUUGUAGUCGAACCAUCUCAUACUCUUGAGCCUGACUUGUCAACCAUGGGAGGCAUGGCGGGGCAGAGACCCUCGCGCUCUUCAAGGAAUAGCAGAAGAGAACCAAGUCGACCGACACCUAUGGAUGGGCUUGGCGAUCGCAAUCGUAGCCUGAGUCCGGAAGCGGACAACCCCUGGCAAACUAUUGUAUCUACCCUUACACCCGACCCGCAGCCACCAAGUGCUAGCUCGUCCUUUGCAUCGACGUCGGCGUCCUUGUCAACGUCGACAACGCAAAGCGCCGGUUCAGGCCAGUCCUCCGCCACUUCGAUGACUGGGAGGGACACACGGAUGGACGACGCUGAUCAGAUCUGCGAGUCGGCCUGUGAGAACUCGGAUACGGAGGAAGACGAAGACGAUGAGUCUUCCGAGUCGGCUCUCAUUCCAUUUUUCAGCCGUCCAGAGCUUACUGACGAUGCUCGCAUGGACCAGUUUAUGCGAGCCGUUCAAUCAUACUCCAGUGAGACCGGCGACAGAAGUAGAGGCACGCGCACAUAUGCUGAUGUCAUUGGCAACACGGCCGACCGUACGAAUCCGAGUGGGAGCUCGGCGGACAACCCCGGAGAGCUCAUGGGCGAAAUGCAGCGCAUUGUACGCCGUCUUGCAACGCGCGAAGAUAUUCCUGACGAGUGGUGGGCCGAAGUUGGGCUCAGUCGGACCCUUUCUAGAGCGUCUGGCUAG